AUGACCACAAUCGGAAUGGACCAUAACAAAGCUCAGAAAGAUCGUCUGGAAAGAGGGACCUUUGGCCAAUGGCUGGCUUUCAAAAGUCGAAAGGAGAAAGAUGCGAUUCCCGGUUUGGGGUAUUGGAUAAUAUGCUUGACCUCAACCUGCAUCUCUUCGAACUUGAGUUGCUCGAUGACCAGCGAGAUCGUCGGUUCCCGCAUCUCGAUAGGAACUCAUCAGGUUCAUCUUCAUACCACGCCAAUUACCAAAAUCAGCCCCCUAUCUCGCAACCAUGCGUUUCGCUCAAGCCUUCGCCANAAUGGCCUCAUCGAAGGUCUUGGUCAAUUGACGGACGUCGCGUUCACUGCUGUUGGUACUGCCGGUGAAGCAGCUGUCGAGGGCGGUGAAGACCAACCUGAAGUCAACGCUAAACGCGCUCUCGUCGCACCCUUCAGCGAUGGAAAGGGCAAUGGCCUCAUCGAAGGUCUUGGUCAAUUGACGGACGUCGCGUUCACUGCUGUUGGUACUGCUGGUGGAGCAGCUGUCGAGGGCGGCGAGGACCAACCUGAAGUCAACGCCUAAGUGGACUCAACAUCAAUAUCGCCCUUGGAAAUCUGCUGGAAAGAUUGAAAACACCCGCCCUGAGGGUGACUUUUUGUACAUAUUAAUUCUCGUUCAUGUUAAUAAGUUCGGUGGUUUAGAUUUGAUGUCGUAACGAAAUUGCA
Aureobasidium pullulans EXF-150 is the source of this 707-nucleotide messenger RNA. RefSeq lists its product as uncharacterized. The record is from RefSeq and is a predicted model, not a curated record. The transcript is spliced from 2 exons. Lineage: Eukaryota; Fungi; Ascomycota; Dothideomycetes; Dothideales; Saccotheciaceae. The coding region runs from base 1 to 564 and encodes 187 amino acids.